AUGUCCGGAGUCAGGCUAUUCCUACAAAAAAUCCUGAUUCUUCUGCACGUUACUACGUGCGUCGUUGUUGGCAAAACACUGAUGAUACUGUUCCCUAAUGCCAUGAAAAGACACAUCCUUAAACAGGGCGAAAAGAGCAGAAUGAACGAGAAUCCAAAGUUCAAGUACGAAAACUGGGGUCCGACUUUCUUCAGCUUCAAGUAUUUGCUCUUUGUGCUGAAGGUGAAGUGGAAGAGGCUGGAGGAUGAAGCCUUUGAGGGACAUCCUGCUCCCAACACACCAGUGGUGACUUUCAGCGGGGAAGUUCGUCAACUUUUGGAUUUCAUGCAAGAUAACCGACCUUUAAUCCUGAAUUUUGGAAGCUGCACCUGACCUUCGUUUAUGUUAAAAUUCAAUGAGUUCAACAAGCUCAUCAAAGACUUCAGCUCUAUAGCAGAUUUUCUUAUCAUCUACAUCGAAGAAGCUCAUGCAGCAGAUGGAUGGGCUUUUAAAAACAAUAUUGUUAUUAAAAAUCACAGAAGCCUUGAAGAUCGAAAAAUUGCAGCACAAUUUCUUCAGAAAAAUAAUCCUUUAUGUCCAGUGGUUUUAGACACGAUGGAAAACCUGAGCAGUUCAAAAUACGCUGCAUUGCCGGAACGACUGUAUCUGCUUCAAGGAGGGAAGGUCAUCUACAAGGGAGGAGUGGGACCUUGGAAUUAUCACCCCCAGGAAAUACGCACCAUCCUGGAAAAACUGAAAUAG
This is a messenger RNA of Tauraco erythrolophus (red-crested turaco), 741 nucleotides long. It is a transcript of the gene DIO1, whose product is annotated as iodothyronine deiodinase 1. Lineage: Eukaryota; Metazoa; Chordata; Aves; Musophagiformes; Musophagidae. Gene Ontology annotation, biological process: thyroid hormone metabolic process. Gene Ontology annotation, molecular function: thyroxine 5'-deiodinase activity. The record is from RefSeq and is a predicted model, not a curated record.